AUGACUGUACUCUCGUUGAAUCAGACAUAUGCAAGGUACAAAGGCUUGUUGGCACUUAUUGAGCGCCUACAGCAGCGUCAACAACAGCAGCAGCCGCAACAACAGCAGCCGCAGGAACAGCAGCCGAAACAACAGCAGCAGCAGCCGCAACAACAGCAGCAGACGAAACAACAGCAGCAGCCGCAAGACCCUCCCCUGCCGCCAGCAACGACUGGCAGCAGUCUACAACAGUUACAGUAUGGUAAUACGCCAACGGCAUUCUCCCCCAGGGGACCGAGUGGCAGAGCUGUAUACGCUGAUACGAGCUCUCCGUACUAUCGUCCCGGCAACAGACCGGUGCAGCAUGGUCACCCACCUUACUCUGGAUAUUCGGUGAAGGCACUGUCGGGACACCAGCGCAGUGUGAAGUCCUCCAGCGCAGUCUUGCGGUUCGCCACCGCAGUUGCAAGCAUCACCUGA
Sycon ciliatum is the source of this 459-nucleotide messenger RNA. RefSeq names its product putative transcriptional regulator cudA. NCBI's taxonomy places the organism in Eukaryota, Metazoa, Porifera, Calcarea, Leucosolenida, Sycettidae. The transcript has 2 exons. The record is from RefSeq and is a predicted model, not a curated record. Bases 1 to 459 code for a protein of 152 amino acids.